Molecule: messenger RNA, 7785 nt
Organism: Erpetoichthys calabaricus (reedfish)
Lineage: Eukaryota; Metazoa; Chordata; Cladistia; Polypteriformes; Polypteridae
Gene: c1ql4a
Product: complement component 1, q subcomponent-like 4
Exons: 2
Coding region: 934-1662 (242 amino acids)
Molecular function (GO): protein binding
Source: RefSeq, a predicted model, not a curated record
GAGAGAGGACAAGAGACAAGACAUUCCAGAAACUGAAUUUUUAUGGUCAGAAAUCAAGUGAAAGCCAGAAGGGAAAGAGGGGAUCUUUCUGGAUUUCUUGCUCACUGCUGAAAAAUAUAAAAAUGAAAAAGAAUGGAAUAUAAUUUAAACUGAAAUAACAAGAGUGGCCAAUUAAUACAAAAAAACUAUACCUGCAAUAUAACUGAUGCUUCAUGGUGAAGAUUUAAAAAAGGAGAAAAGGCGGCUAGGAAAGGAGAGAUCUGCCUUUCUUGAUUACCCUGGAGACUUGAGAUGUGAGAAAGGAGAAGCUCCCUGCAUUUUCAAAGUCAAGGUUUAAAAAAAAAGGAUUGGGACAAAAUCUUUGAAGAAAUAAACAUUUGUCCAAGAAGACGUGAGAGGUUACCAAGGUGGGGAAAAUUUUAACAUGAAGCAAAUGUAUUUAUUUUGACUUCAGAAACUUAAAAAUGAAAAGAAUUUAAUGAGAUGGUUAAAACUGUCCUGUGCUAAACAAGUGAAGGAACAUUUUUGAUUACGUUCUGUACUGUCAAUAUAAAAAGAGCGGAGGAACGAGGGAGUUGUCAGAAGUGAACUUUUCCUCCAUUCUUUUUCCCAGCGGCUGUGAAGUUGUUUGUAGUAAAGCAGCUGGUGCACCAGUCAGAACGAAAGGAAUCCCGGCUUCUGUUUCAACAGGUUCUUCUUCUGGGUUUUCUCCGGUCAAAGACACACCCAUCUGCUUCAGCUGGCUUUUCUUACCGAGAGACCCUUCCGCUUCUUCAUUCCUCUCCUGAGUCCGUUUGACUCCCAUUUCUUCCCCCAACGGCGCAGUACACAGCCACCACCAUUACGUCCAAAAACACAGACGACUUCCUCACGCUGGCCUCGUCUAGGCUCAGCAGGAGAAAGCGGGUAAUCGGUGCAGCCAUUGGUGUCGCCAUGAUUCUCAUCUUACUAAUUGCCAUCCCACUGCUGGUGCACAGCUCAAAGGCUACCUCUGGCACACACUAUGAAAUGCUGGGCAGCUGCCGCAUGGUCUGUGACCCUUACACCACACAUGGAUCUGCAGAAGCCAGUCAGGAGCUGGCAGCCGUUUCCCCACCACCUUUCUUGACAGAGACCGGCAAGGAGCACUCACGCAAGGGAAAGACUGGGUUUAGAGGUCCUCCCGGUCCACCUGGACCCCGUGGACCUCCUGGGGAACCUGGAAAGCCUGGACCACCAGGUCCCCCAGGACCAGGACCUGGAGGAUAUGUUCCAUCUUUCUACAGCCCUAGAAUUGCAUUUUAUGCAGGACUCCGUAAACCCCAUGAAGGCAGUGAAGUGCUCAAGUUUGACGAUGUGGUCACCAAUGUGGGAAACUAUUAUGAGCCCACAACUGGAAAAUUCACAUGUCCUUUGCCUGGCAUCUAUUACUUCACCUAUCAUGUUCUGAUGAGAGGGGGCGAUGGCACCAGCAUGUGGGCUGAUCUGAAGAAAAAUGGUCAGGUGCGGGCCAGUGCUAUUGCUCAAGAUGCUGACCAGAACUACGACUAUGCUAGUAACAGUGUUAUCCUCCAUUUGGAUGUUGGGGAUGAAGUGUGUGUCCAGCUGGAUGGAGGCAAAGUUCAUGGCGGUAGCAACAACAAGUACAGCACUUUCUCUGGCUUCCUCAUCUACCCAGACUGAGGAUGAACUCAGUUGGAUACUCCAGGACAAUACAUGGACAGAGGGGAUGGGGUGGGGAAGAGGAGAUGUGGGGAAGGGGAAAGGGAAUUUAUUGAUUUCAGCCUUAAUCGGCCCUAUCAGAGAUGAAAAAGAAAAUCAAGCUGUUAAGGGUCUCAUCUAAGUAUGCUCACAAAACCUUACAUUUCAUCAUUCUUGGGUUUUCUGAGUUACUGCAUUUGGGGAGGAGGACAAACAGAGUUUGAACUUUGAGGAAAAGUGCAGUAAGCAAGAACUUGUCAAACUCAGUUCAAUGAGAGGAAUGAGAGGCAGUGUCCAGUACGAAAAGGUGUAGAGAGCAUGUGACAUGGCUUCUCAUUCAUACUGCUGACCUGUCUUGUGCCCUUAAGGUGAACAGUAAGAGAGAAGUUCAGCGAGGCCCUCUCCUAAAGGGAUAAGAACGCUGAACAAGAUGAGGCGCUAUACAUCCUAGUUUUAGGCUGCUGUAUAAAGUCGUUUCCUGAUGUAAAAUGCCAGAUCUACACAUUUUGCACCAUUACCAGCACAUCACUUCCAUGUUAGGAGCCAUCAUGAUAAUUCAUUUUGUGUAUUACUCUGGCACUGCUGUUCCGUUUAUAAAAUCUUCAUCUAAUGUUAAGCUGUGAUUCUGGUGCUAACCUGUUAGGGACGCACUGAAAGUUUGUCUUGUUGGUUAAGCUUGGUCCUGGAUAUUCAAGCAGUCUGAAUCAGUGUGUCCAUUUUCUUUUUCUAAAUAGAUACAAAGUAGCUAAAUCAAAUAUAUAGUAAAAUACAGUAUAUAGUCAUUUACCCUAUGACUAGGCUCCUGCCUUGUCCUUUGUGCUGCUGGGACAGGAUCUGAGCCACUGCAACCCUAAUUUGGAUUAAGCGAGCUUGACAAUAUUAUUUUAUUAAAGAGCUCACACUGGAACUGUUUAGACUUCAUGAUUUGGUACAACUGUCCAUCAUGAAAUGUAGUUUUAUACUUUUUAUGUGUAUAGUGUUUAUAAUUUGUGUUAUACCUAGAAUUACAUCUUAUAAUUACAACUUUUUUAACGUGUUUGCAUGCUUAUUUAUUUAUGUUUAUAGUAUUACCCUUUGGCCUUUGUUAUGUUGCACCCUGCAACAUACUAGUGCCCCAUCCAAAGCAACACCUCACCACAACCCUGUGUUAUUCACAGUGGCGGACCGUGCAUUUCACACCUAGGCCUUCAGCAGUGCUCCGUCUGAAUCAACCCGCCCCUCAAAAACUAAUUUAUGGUUAUAAAAACCAUCUUAAUAUGCAGAAAUACAGUAUAAAAAGCCGUUGCAUCGCAGAUAGAUAACUCCUGUAGCCACAAUAAAUGCCUUUAUUGAAUAGACAAACCAGGGGUGAACAAGUUCCUUUCUACUGCAGCUACAGCCCGCGACACACAUAAAAAACAUUAAUAAUAACUCAUAAACUUGCAAUAUUAUUUAGGAAAAUCUCAACAUUUUACUCACCAAAAAUUCGGAUUAUUUGUAAACAAAAUCCAUCCUCCUCUCUUUCCUCAAAAACAGUUCAAUUACUCUGUCAUACAGAUUAUCUGUGCGCUUCAGUUCCAUCACGAAGUCCCUUUCUAUCGCCAUCGAAGCUAAUGCUGAAAGUUGAACCUGCCCAGAUUUUUUUUUUCAGAUUUUUCUAUUACACCAUCCUAUCCAAUCAACGGGUCUGAAUACGGUGAUGUUGCCGUACGCCUGCUAGAGGGCCCUAGUGGCACCAGCUCAAAAUCUGAUUGGUUGAAGCAACAGUUUAAUCGACAUUUAUUUUGUGUUAGAGGGCCUGCAGAACAGAUUGUGAAGGCCUCCGGGCAGACUUCUUUGACUUUGACCCUGCCUGGCAACAAAUGAUGGCUGAAAUGUGAUUGGUUAAAUGCUUUAAUACGAAAAUACAUGUCUGGAAGCAGCACAACCAUCGGAAAAGCUAUGAAAGGAAGCGGACAGACUAUUUGGAAUUAUUUAAUAAGUAUUCAUGGACAAAAUAUAAUUAACAUCAGUUUGUGAUUAAGAUAUUUUUUUAGGCCAGCAGAGAAGGCCUUGCAGGCCCUGACGGCCAGCCACUGGUUAUUCAUAAAUUUGGGAAAUGAGUGAAUGAAUAUUUAUAUUUAUAAAUACAUCUUAAUUACAAAACAUUUCCAAACUUGCUUAAUCCAGCUCACAAAUGUAGAUGGCAGAAUCUAUGAGGACCGGGAACAAGGCAGGAAAGGCAGCCCUGGACAAGAUGCUAGGCCAUUAUAAAAUCCAGUCACACACACCCAGACUUACACACACAGGACCAAUUUGGUAUCAGCCAUCAGCCUAACCUGCAUGUCUAUGAGGAUGUUGGACUGCCCGGGAGAAAACCCUUGCAGACAAAGGAAAAACAUACAAAACUGCACAAAUACAAUGUAGGCUUCAAAUGCAGGGCAAUGAAGCUGUAAAAUAGCAGAACUCCUGUGCUGUCUGACACAUUUUCAAGCUUUCUUAAGGUUGAAGUAGGCUGACGCCUACCACAGAAGCACUGUGCACAAGGCAGGAGACAACUCUGGGCAGGGCUUCCAAAGGUUCAAAGGUACUGGUUUAAAACAACACCAAGGUUGUGGAUUUGAUGGUAGGCAGAGUCUUGGCAAUGUCAUUGUCCUGGCUGAAGUUACUGCACAGUUUGGUUUAACAGAAACUAUGGGUUAAUGACUAGAAGUUCUUAUUUUAAUGCAGUUGGAAAAAGAUGACCACAAGAGAAGGGUAGACGAGAGUUAAUGGGUUAAUGGCUUUUUUCCUGAGGUAUAGAUAACUGUCAUUGUAAUAGUGGUAACUGAGGCCAUGAUGACAGAUUUUGAUUCUAAGUGGAGAAUGUAAAGAAUAAUAAUGGAGGAGCCCAAAACAGAUACUUGCAAGGAUGCCAUUGUGUCUAAAUUAAUCCCUAGUACCAGAGAUACAGUAUAUUGUUAUCUAUCUGUAAGUUCUGACUUCAACUAGAAGAGAGCAGAGUCAAAUAUACUUAUGUACAAGGGUGACGGGUUUUAAAUGAUGAAACAGAUGGUAGAAUACAUUCACUACCGCAAGCUGAAUUAUUUGGAUUAUACAUGAACAUAGGUAUUAGGGGUUUAAUAGAUCAUAGUUAUUUAAUCCACUAUUUAGAUAUGACAUAACAAUUAAGCUGACUUCAAACAAGUGAAUGCUGUUAUUAACAAUUAUUCUGCCCACGGUAUUUCAUAGCUUGCAGAGCUCAACAGAGAGCUAAACAAAGUGACAAAUGAAGAGUCAAGAGCUGAAGCAAAAUGAAUAAACUUUACUUGAAUGUCUUACAGGCUACUCACAAGCAAUGCUUUUUGAAGGUUCCGUAAAGACAGUUGGGAUGAAACUACACCACAUUAGAUAAAGCCGAUGCUUUUAAAGGCUCAGUAUGAGAGAGUGGAUUGUAAUUGAACUGCUAAGUACAAAAUGUAAGGGCAUCAUUAAGGAUAACUCAAGAUUGCAUCAACAGGGAUGAGUCGAGAUUGAAUCAUUACAGAAGUGGCUGCAAAGCCUAGACAACUUCAACACAAUGUACUGUAUAUCCUGACUGUCUUAUGAGGCUUUCAUUGGUUAAGAGUCAUACUGUGAAAUUUUCACACAUUUUUAUAAAGUUAGGUAAAUUGUUGAGGUCAACUAUUGGAAACUGACUAUUAAUGUUGCAAUUCCCUCUAAUAUAGAUUUAUAUUAACAUAAAUCCCACUACAAAACAAAUCACACAUAUGGUACACCAUAAUGUGGAUUUGGGGAAAUACACUGACUGUCAGAACAAAAGAAAACAAUUAAAUUUGUCCCCAACAAAACUAUUUAUUAAAAAUAAAAAUAUUCUUUUAUGUAUAAUAAAAUGCCAAAAGCGGGAGCCACCAGUUACAUGUAAAGGUGCUUUAGCAUCACAAAUUUCCUGUUAGAUUUAGGACUUUGUUGGAGGGCUGAAAAUGCCAGGUUAGGGGAUCACACUGCACGGGAUAAGCUCUGUAAUAACAAGGACCUUUAACAUGGAUACAGAUGUAGCUGCAAGCCACCAAACAACUGCUGUCAAUGGCAGGAAUUCUGUUUGAUCUCCAGUCACAAAUGUACACAGUUGGAUGGUUCUUGACAUGAUCAAGGUUUCCAAGAUCUCUUUAGUAUAAGGAAUGUAUCAACGUCCUCUUCUGACCUCCUGUGGUGUUUGUUGGCUUAAUGUAGAGCUUAUGAUGUGUGUCUGUGGUCACAUUUUGUCAGUUAAACACUGAAUAAAAUCUGGUGAUUAUUAACUUCAAACUACAUUGAGUUUAAUGGAUAUUCACCUUUCACAAAUGUAGGAAUUCUCAAUCAAACCUCCUAUGGAGGAUCUCUCCUUCAGACUUUGCAGGAAUCAGUUGUGAUCUCUCAGAUCAAACACAUCAGGUUUUUUUUAACACCACAUUCAAACCUAUAUAAUUUUUCAUCAAUAUUAAUCUCUGUUUUACUUAGUGAAUGGAGUUUGUUGGUACUCAUCUUCACAUUAAAUGGAGUGUGGGAUAUUAACACUCCAUGAUGUGUACAGUUUGUUGAUCCUUAAGUCCACACUGUAUGGAAUUUGUUAGGUCACUGCUCUCCAUGAUGUUUAGAGUAUGUUGGACCCCAGCUACACAUUACAAGGAAUUUUUGGACCUCAUUUGGCUAUGAUACGUUGAGUUUGUUGAACCUCAAACUCAGAUUAUAUAAAUCUCAGCUUGUCAUGAUUCAUGGACAUUAUUAGAUCUCACCUACCCAUGAUGUGUAUAGUUUGUUGAUCCCCACAUUGUAUUAAGUUUGCUGAGCUGCAGAUGUCUACGAUGUAUGCAGUUUGUCAGACUUUGUUUCCACAUUAUAAGAAAUUUGGAGGAUUUAUGCUUUUUGUGUUGUGUAGAGUUUGCCAAAUGUCAGCCCUACACGAUGUGAAAUGAUGGCCGUCUUAGCUCUUCAUGGUUAGUAAUGUGCUGAAUCUCAUCUCUAUACUGCAUGCAAUGUGUUAAAUCACAGCUCACCAGUGUGUGGAGUUUAAUGGUUGUCUCGGUUUUCCAAGGUGUAGGAUUUAUUGAAUGUUCACCGCAUGGAUUUACAUGGAUGUCAGCUGUAAGUUAUAUACUGUAGAGAAUUUCUUCAGCCUCGCCUCCCACAAUUUAUGUAGUUUGUUCUAUCACUCUCUACACUACAUGAAGUUUGCUGAAUCUGAACUCUGCACUGUAUGGUGUGAAUUGGUUGCCAUCUCAGCACAGUGUGGAUAGAGUUUACUGGAUCUAAUCUCUAAGUGUAUUUUCUGUAUGUAUUGCUUUUUGAUUUUAGUUCUACAGUUUGUUGGCUGUAUAGUGUGAACCACCAGCUAUCUCUGCUUUAAGCUUGAGAGGUGCGGUUAUUUUUGAGAUGAUUCCAAACUUCCUGUCUUAAUCAUGCAACUCCUCACUUUCCUGGAAUGUGAAAGGUUUUACUGGCAAUGUUUAAACUGUUAAUUAGGUUUCUAUCCUGAACACUAGGCAUUCAUGUAGCUACAGCUAUACCAAAGUAAUAACCGACUCUCCUGACCAUUACUUAUGAGACACACAUCACAGCAGCACCCAUAAAAGCAUAACUAAGCUACAACCAACUAACUUACUAACCAAUGCAGCAUCUUGAGCAUACUAAGACCCUGUCUUCUGUAAGAAUAACUGAGUUACCUCUCCGGGCACAGAAUAACAAUAUUUAGAAAUCUUAGAUACCUUGAAAUUAUACCUAAUGAACAGAAGCCUGUUGUCCAGCACUGGCCAUUGUACACUUCAAUUUAUCCUUAGCAAACAGAUACUGUGUGUCCUUCCUCCCUGUGCAGACUAGAAAAGGUUGUGCAGAGUGUAUGAAUACAUCAUGGCUUUCAUCCAGGCUGGGGAUAUUCUUGUAUCCAUAAACAGAUGUAAGACAAAUGCUGAAAUCUUAUCACUCAUCCCAUGGUAUUACAGUGUUAUCAUGUAGUAAAUAAACAUCGAUAUGUCAUUCUGGCACGAUGUGCAAGAUCCUGUAUCAUACCUAUGUCUAUGGUAAUACAGUAAGAUUUAUUAAACACAGUCUAGAUGGAUGUGUCUGAUUUGUCCUCCUGCUACCCAUGCAAAUGUGUGCGAGUGUGUGAAAAUUAAUAAAUCAGUAUCAAUA